CCGGAGAGUGUAGGGGCGGGGCUCGGGUUAGGGGUUGAUGGGGCUGGAGGAGGCGGAGUCACGGUAGUCCUGCCAGGGCCGCCAUUUUUGCAAAGGGAAAAGAGACAGGGUAGAGGGGAUCUAAUUUCCAACAGUCGGCGUAGGUAGGACACAAUUUUAACGGUUCGGAACUGACUGUCAUUAUUGGGUUCCAAUAACUACCAACGAAAAUUAAUUACAGUAGGGGGAGUCUCAAGAAGACUGCUAUCAGUGUAAAUAUUUUAAAACCUUAUGGAGCCGCAGUGUGGAGUGAAGUAGCUAUUGUUUUGGUUGUGUAGAGAGCGAGGCUCUAGCGACGGGGGUCUCACCCAGGUCGCUGUUUCUUUAUUCAGGGUAUCUACAGUGAGUGGACUUUAACUGCCUUGUGGAUGCACUUAGAUGUCUGCAAUGAGUGCUGUGGCUGGCAUGCCUCAGUGUUUUGGACUCCCAUGCUCUGGACUCAGUAGGACAAGAAUUGAUCAGCAAAGAACGUCAUGAGCAUAGUGAUCCCUGUAGGGGUGGACACAGCAGACACCUCAUACCUGAAAAUGGCUGCAGGCUCAGACAGACCAGAAUCGGUAGAGGCCAGCCCUGUGGUGGUGGAGAAAUCCAGCUACCCGCACCAGAUCUACAGCAUUAGCUCUCACCACUCCCACAGUUACAUUGGGCUGCCCUACGCCGACCACAACUAUGGGGCGCGACCCCCGCCCACACCCCCGGCCUCCCCUCCCCCCUCCAUGCUGAUCCGUCCGGGCGAGGGGCUGUUUGUGCCAGGGGGCCUGCAGGACGAGGCUUCCAGGGGCACCACACUCAGCACCUCGGAGGACGGCAGCUACGGGGCCGACAUCACCCGCUGCAUCUGUGGCUUCACCCACGACGACGGCUACAUGAUCUGCUGCGACAAGUGCAGUGUGUGGCAGCACAUAGACUGCAUGGGGAUCGACAGGCAGCACAUUCCUGAGACGUACCUGUGUGAGCGCUGCCAGCCGCGCAUCCUGGACAGAGACCGGGCCAUCGUGCUGCAGACCCGCAAGAGGGAGAACAUGUCCGGUGAGUGGAGAGAUGGCAUACCGGUAUGUAUCUCUGCAGACGGGGACACCAGUGCCACAGAGAGUGGGGACGAGGUGCCGCUGGAGUUGUACACGGCCUUCCAGCACACGCCCACCAGCAUCACACUCACCACCGGCCGCCUGGCGGGCAACAAGCAGGCCGACAAGAAACGCAAGAGGAGCGGAGAAAAGGAGCCCGUCGCCACGUCAGCCCGAGCCAAGAAGGCGUUCCGUGAGGGCUCCAGGAAGUCCUCCAGAGUGAAGGGUGGCGCUCCAGAAAUGGAGCCCGGGGAGCACCCGUCUCUGUGGGAGAACAAGAUGAAGGCUUGGAUGGAGGCCUACGAGGAUGCCGGCAGCAACCAGUACAGCGAGGACGUCCAGAUCCUGCUCCGCGUCAAGGAGGCCGGCGACGGCAAGACCCUUGCCUACAACACACACACGGCCACCUUCAAACCGCCCGUGGAGAGCCAGGUUCAGAAGAACAAGAAGAUCCUGAAGGCAGUGAGGGACUUGGCUCCAGACUCCCUCAUCAUAGAGUACAGGGGCAAGUUCAUGCUGCGACAGCAGUUUGAGGCCAAUGGAUGCUUCUUCAAGAGGCCGUACCCCUUUGUGUUGUUCUACUCAAAGUUUGACGGGCUGGAGAUGUGUGUGGACGCCCGCAGCUUUGGCAACGAAGCUCGCUUCAUCCGACGCUCCUGCACCCCCAACUCUGAGGUGCGUCAUGUAUUAGAGGAUGGUAUGCUCCAUUUGUACAUUUACUCUUUGAGGUCCAUCAGCAAAGGCACCGAGAUCACCAUAGGCUUUGACUAUGACUAUGGCUGCUGUAAAUACAAGGUGGACUGUGCAUGUGUGCGGGGGAACCCAGAGUGCCCGGUGCUGAAACACAACCUGGAGCCCACCGAGAACCUGGAGGCCAGCAGCCGCCGGCGGGGCCGCAAGGACAAGGAGCCCAUGAUGCAGCGAGGGGACCACCUGGACCUGGGCCAGAACCAGAAUAUGACCCUGGACUGUGACGGCAAGACCAAGGUUCUCGGGGCCGACGGCAAGCAGAGGAAGCUAUCGCCCCUCCGCCUCUCUAUCUCCAACAACCAGGAUCCUACAGAGUUAGAGGGUGUAGAAGACCAGCCUGAUAACUCCGUUAGCAGUGAAGUAGAGAUGGAGUCAGAGGAGACCAUUGCAGAGAGAAAGAGGAAGAUGGCCAGCCCAGCGGAGGAGUCCCAUCUGCAAGGCGUGGGGGCCUCCAGCUGUCUGGGACUGAGUAAACCGGAGACCCGUGAAGAGAGGAAGAUGGAGGCCAUCCUGCAGGCCUUUGCCCGCAUGGAGAAGAGGGAGAAGAGGCGGGAGCAGGCCCUGGAGAAGAUCGGCACCAAGUCAGAGGGGGGCAUCAAGGAGGAGCCCCCUGCCACCCCCGAGGCCGACAUGCAGUCUCCUGGUAUCAUGACGCCCCUGCUAGAGGUGAAGGAGGAGCCGGGUCUCAACAAGCCCACGCCGGCCAAGCUGCGAGGCAGCAAGCAGAGGAAGAGCUUCUCGCGGAGCCGCACCCACAUCGGGCAGCAGAGGCGGCGAGCUCGCACCAUUAGCACCUGCUCUGACAUACCUCCCGGCUCGCCCGGGGAACUCCUGGACCCCCUGGCCAAUGAUAGCCUAGACGUAGAGGCCUCCAGGGACCCUGAACCAGAGGCCCUCUCCUCCCAUGCCCCCGACACCAGCCCCCCUUACAGUGGCUCCCCGGCCCCUGACAGAAACCGCUCCGGGCAGAAGUACCCCAAAACUAAAAAGCACUUAGUGAGUGAGUGGUGCGUCGACAAGCAGGAGCGGUCAUUGCGGACCCCAGAGCCGAUCCCGGAGAGGCCCCUGAGGAUCAGCAGCGACCCUGAGGUGCUGGCCACCCAGCUCAACGCCCUACCCGGCAUGGGCCCCAGCCCGCACGUCUACAGCACGCCCAAACACUACGUCCGCUUCUCCUCGCCCUUCCUGGCCAACCGCAGCCCCACCACCCCUGGGGUGCCCACUGGACGCCGGCGUUCCCGCGAGCUGCCCGACACGCCGCCCACCUCAGGCUCCUGCAAGAAGCGCUGGCUGAAGCAGGCUCUAGAGGAGGAGACCACCACCCCUCCACCCAGCAGCGGCCGGCCCACCCUGGUCAUGCCUAGCGAGGGCCCUCUCAGCCCCCCUAUCAACGGGGACUCUGAUAGCCCCCUCCCCUACAACGGAAGCUGCACCUUGCCAGGUGAGGACUCUGAGUUGCCCACUCCUCUGAAGAAGCGGCGCCUGGGUCUGUGUCCACUGGACGCCUGCAUGUCAGAGAGCUCCACCCCCUACGGCUCUCCCUGCGCAACGCCAACCCGGGCCGACCUAUCAGAGACGCCGGGUACACCCUUGCUGCUGGCCACACCACCCCGCAUCACCCGUAUGGAAGAACCGAGCCCCGAGCCUCUACCUAGCACCCCCACACACACACUCAGUGCCCCGCAGGAAAGCGAGUCUUCCCUGGACAGCUCACCAGAGGGCAGUCGCAGACCCAGCCCCCAAGAGGCUGAGCGGCCACCUUCGCUGCUCUCCUCCCCCUGUGUAGCGGUCAGGGCUCCCAGUCUGGAUGUGUUGCCCCCCCAAGAGGCCAAGACCUGCGCCCCCCUGAGCCCCCAGCCUCCCACCCCCGAGCCCCAGGACUGUGUGGGAGAGGAGGGGCCAGAGACAGUGACCGAGGGCAGCAGCGACACCCCCUCCUCCACAGACCCAGCCUCUUCCUCCCUCCUCCCCCCCUGGAUGAAGAGUCCAGAGAGAGUGGGUCUGUCAGGGCCAGGGGGUCUGUCCUUCUCCCCCAUCAACUCUAACCUGAGGGACCUUACCCCCUCACACACCCUGGAGCCCAUCUUGGCCUUCAGGCCUGAGGCGGUGGCUGGUGUUGUGGCGGUGACAGUGACGGUACCAGUACCCCUGGCAGCAGGACCCUUCACAGAGGCUGCAGGGUCUCUCUUCUACCCCUGCCCUGAGGAGGGGGGAACGCUGGCCUUCUCUCGUUCACUAAGUGGAGACAGCACCGGAGAGGGAGGGUCAGGACAGAAUCCCCCACAGAAGAAAAAGGUGUCUUUGCUGGAGUACAGGAAACGUCAGCGAGAGGCGCAGCGCAGUGGCUCCAAAAUGGAAUGCGGCUCGCCUGUCUCUACAACACCUACCCUGGUGGAGAUGUUCCCUCUGCCCAUGGAGACCACCCAAGAGCCUCCACCCCUGGCUCCUGCUCCGGACCAAGCUCCAGUGGCCCCCACCCCGCCUGAGCCAAAUACCCCCCAGCCCAGCGAGGACACAGAGCCCCCUGUCGAGGGGGAGAGAGAGGGGGGAGAGGGACAGUGGACCUCGUCCACCUCGGUGGAGCAGGCAAGAGAGCGUGGCUACCACAGAGCCCUGUCGCUUAGUGACCACAGCAAGGACAAAGAUGGAGAGACCGAGGGCAGUGAGGCCCCAGUCAGCAGAGAUUGUUCAUCUCCUAGCCUGCAGAGGACCCCAACCCACACGCCGUGUUCUCCUGGCCCCAGCAGCCCGUCCCAGCCUGGCAGUCGCACAGUGAAGGAGGAGGAGAGUGACAGCCGGCCUCGGACCCCCUCCCAGGCCACCCCACAGCAGCCCAGCAAGCCUGCCGUACCCAAGACAGCCCCCCUGACCCCCACCAAGCUACACCCUGCUGCCCCCUACCCUGCCCCCUCACUCCUCCACUCCCCCAAACCCCAGGCCCAGGGCUCCCCUUACCGCAGCCAGAGGGCCUUCCUCUUUGCUCCUCCUCAGUCCCAGCCACAGGCUCAACCAGGGCUGCCCCCCUUCUCCCAGUACAGCCCACAGUCCGCUCCACCUCCCCCUCCUCCACCAGCACCUCCAGCCUCAGCGGCCUACUUCUCCAGCCAGUCAGCCCCCGCCGUGGGAUCCUUCCCUGGGUUCAAGCCUGCAGUGACGUCCCCAUUCCCCCCUGGAGCCCAGCCCCUCCUGCAGACUCUUCCUCCCCACGCCCUGCACUACCAGAGCUCUACCACUCCCCCUCCUCCUCCCCCUCCCCCACCACAACACCCUGGGCCCGGCCCAGCCCUGCUACACGUUAGCCUGCAGCCUCCUCCUGUCCAGCAGCACCAGCUCCUCCUGACCACAGCCCCCCAGUCCUCCCUCCCUCCUCCUCCGCCCCCUCCCCCACAGGGCCAGACCCACCAGCUGCAGCAGCCCAGUGCCAGCACCCUCCUGUCACUCAACCAGGGCUUGCCUCUUCCUCCACCCCCACCCCCUCCUCCUGCCUCCUCCACCGGUGUCCCAAUGCAAGUGCAGGCCCCUCACCACUUUCAGAACUUGGGGGGCUUUCCAACCCCGCUGAUGCACACCGGCGGCACCGCUAACCCCUCGGUGCCCCCCUCCACCUACCCCCCGCCCCACCAGCAGACUGGACUGCCCCCCCCUCCUCCCCCUCCCCAGCAGCAGACUCAGCCGGCCCAGGCCGUGCCCACCGCCACUCAGAUGCCCAGCGGAACACGUGGGGCCCCUGCGUCCCCCGCCCCCUUUCACAACGCUGGGUACCUGGGCACGGGGUGGCACUGACCGCCUCCAUGCAGGCCUCCCCCUUGGCCCUGCCAGCCCCUGUGAACUCUCUCUGACAGACAGCGGAACACAACAAGCAACAAAAGCUGUAAAUAUUUUCUAUGUACCUGAACACAUGGCCAAUGGAAAAACAGGAGAACGUGGAUAAAGGGGUGCUUUUUAAAGGACAAACUGAAAACAAGGACCGGGAAACAAUCUUAUUCAGAGACUUUGUGUUUGAAAAUGGAUGAUUCCCCCGGUGCUCAUCCCACUCUCUCUCCGACGUCCCUCCCUCUGUUUUCUUUUGAAUAUCCCUCCUGUGGCGGAGAGAGUGCCUGACCGUCUGACCGUCUGUCUGUUUUGGACUUCUAUUGUAAGGUCCCGCACUUUCUGUAUCAAUGUACAUUCCAGCCUCCACCCCCCUUCGUCAGUUAGUCCGCCUUUCACUUCUACUUCUCUUUGUCUAUUGUCUGCUCUUCUACACCGUUUAUUCGUUUUAUCUAGUGGCUCAUUAUAGCAAACAGAAAGCUUUUUGUAUAGAGAAAAAAUAGAGUUAUUAUUAUUUUUAUUCCUCUGUGUAACAAAUAUCUGUGCACCGCUGCAGUGAUUCAGAAAAUGCUCUUCUGGGAGCCCGCUUCACUGCCCCAGGAGGCUGCACUCGUGUGUGUGUGUGUGUGUGUGUGUGUGUGUGUGUGUGUGUGUGUGUGUGUGUGUCAGUGGGAGAAAGGGAAGUGAUAGACAGUAAGAGUGAUGGUGUGAAACGAGUGCAGUAGUCCUCUGUGGUAGCCAGAGUGAGGUCUCACGUAGGUAGGACGUUAGCGGUUUAUUUUUGAAUAUCAAUGGUUAUUUGUAGAAAUUGUAAUUUAAUGUAUAGGUGGUUACUCCAGCUUUCUCCGGAAACAGGUUGUAUAUAUUUGCUUCUUUUCUUUCCUAUGCUUGUACAAUUGGCUCCCAUCCCAUUUUGGAAUCUGGUUGUAAAUACGAGCGCUCUUCUUGGCAAAGAUGAAUGUUUCUGUGACAAUAGCACUUUUUAUUUAGUUUUUCCUCUCUGGACUAUUCAGUGUAGUCUUUUAUUAUUUGUGUGUGCGUGUGAGUAUGUUUGUGCAGAGGAGAGAGACUCAAACACUGCACUGGUUGGCUAUUUUCAUGGUUCAUUAUAAUAAAUCACUGUAAUGACAGUUUUAUACCA
Messenger RNA from Oncorhynchus keta (chum salmon), 6807 nucleotides. Its product is annotated as inactive histone-lysine N-methyltransferase 2E-like. Lineage: Eukaryota; Metazoa; Chordata; Actinopteri; Salmoniformes; Salmonidae. Gene Ontology annotation, molecular function: protein binding. The record is from RefSeq and is a predicted model, not a curated record. The coding region runs from base 513 to 5639 and encodes 1708 amino acids. The transcript is spliced from 22 exons.